Molecule: messenger RNA, 2906 nt
Organism: Phlebotomus argentipes
Lineage: Eukaryota; Metazoa; Arthropoda; Insecta; Diptera; Psychodidae
Product: transforming growth factor-beta-induced protein ig-h3
Exons: 8
Coding region: 218-2776 (852 amino acids)
Biological process (GO): extracellular matrix organization; cell adhesion
Cellular component (GO): extracellular matrix
Molecular function (GO): cell adhesion molecule binding
Source: RefSeq, a predicted model, not a curated record
GCAGUUGAGCCCAACAAAGCGUCGAGGCAACACUGCAGCCCGUUCAUCAGCCGUGCUUUCUUCUGCUUUCUUCUCCAGCCAGUGAUCACAGUGCGUGGCCGGAGAAGUGUGGUUUUCCGUGGCAAUUGUGUGUGGCAUCUCAAGUGAAUCAAGAGGAAAAAGUUUCUUGCUGUGAAAUUGUGAGGUGAAGAGAGUGAGAGACGAGCCCAGAGGGAAAAUGGAGCGUUUCCCUUCAAUUUCUCUCCUUAUCGUGGCCGCUUUGGCUGCACUUGUGGCCAGCGAGGAGUUUGACGAUGUGGCUCGAGCUGCAUCACCUGGCUUCGCCGAUGGCUUCAACCAGUGGCACUCUGGCUUGCUGGACUUCAGUGGGACGCAGGGACUCUUCUGGCCGCACCAGCUGGAGCCGGCGUUCCGCGAUGGGAGCAGCUUUGGGCCGCGUCAGCCCGCCGUUGAGCACAUCCCAGUGAAGGCUGACGAGACCGCGGACGGGAAGCCAGAAGGCGACACCGAGCCUCUGGACGUGGAAUUCAUCAGCGGAACCGUUGGCAAUCCGGAUGACACUCAAGUGCAGAUUGAGAAUCGUCCGCCAGUGCAAUCCUAUCCGUCUUUCGGCGCCGGAUUUGGAGACACUCUCUUCCAGCACACCUUCACGAACUUCCCCGGAUUCAACAACUUCUUCCCAGGCUUUGGCUUCAACACUCCGCAAUUCAAUCCCUGGUGGAGAGGACCAAAUGUGUGCACGGAGAAGGAGGAGGACGUCGAGGAGUGGGACAGAGAUAUGCUCUCUGGGCUGUCUUUGAACUUCGAGUCGUGCGUUGAGAAGCCCAACAAGCACGUCUGCAAGACAAUCUCUAAUCGCAACGGGCAGAAGUACACGGUGACCGUUACUCACAAGUGCUGCCACGGAUUCGAGAGGGCCAGGGAAGGCGGACGUCAUGCCACGUGCAAGAAGGUCGAUCUUCACUCCGUCGAGGAGACGGCAGAGAGUCUGGGAGCCAAGGAGUUCAUGAGGAGUGUGAAGAACAAUGGCCUGACCGAGAAGAUCACCGAAAAUAUCACAAUGUUUGUCCCUCUGGAUUCCGCUUUCACGGACUUCUCUGAGAAGAUGUUUGAGUCGAAUCUCGUUGUCCUCCCACUCUCGAGGAGUCGCCGCGCCACCAAGGACGUGUCCGGAAUCACGACGAGGGAACUCGCUCUGGCGCACAUUGUGGACGGAUUCGUGAGGAUUGAGGAUGUGCAGAACGAACAACUUUUGACCACUUCCUUCGAGAACUCCACCAUCCGCAUGAACAUCUUCCCACGCCCGCCUCACUUCGAUAGCCACGAUUUCCGCUACACCGCCAAUUGUGCGCCUCUCCUGAAGGUCAACAAAGUGGCCACGAACGGCAUUGUGCACGUUGUGGAGAAAGUUCUACCGCCCGUGACGCAGAACAUCCUGGAACUGAUUGAGGGACGCAGCGACAUGACGAUCCUGCGCACGGUGCUGCAGAAGACGGAGCUGGACAAGAUGCUGGGAGAGGAGGGCAAGUCCUUCACGCUAUUCGCGCCCACAGACAGCGCCUUCGAGAAGCUGGAGCCCCACCUAAGACGCACCAUCAAAGAGGGAAAUGGCUGUGCCACAAAUAUCCUGAAGAAUCACAUUCUGGAUUUGACUUUCUGCUCCUGCGCUGUUCUGAACACGGUCAUGACCAACACGUACAAUUUGCUGGACCAGAAGAUGACCUUCGAACGCGUGGAGGCUGAGAAGGCGACUGAGGAGUCUGAGAUCGCCGACAUGACGGCCACCAAGGAGAUCACAGUGAAUGGCAUGGCCAAGAUGACGGAAUCCGACAUCAUGGCGACGAACGGCGUGAUUCACGUGAUCGACAAUGUGAUUCCCACGGAGUCAGGCAUGCCCAUCACUUCCAUGCUCUCCUCGCAGAACCUCACCACGUUCAAGCGUCUUCUGGCGGCUUCUGGUCGUGAGGAGGAAUUCGAGAUGUUGUCCAACGUGAGCUUCUUCGUGCCCUCUAACAGAGCUCUGGCCGGAAGCCAGUGGGAGAAAGAGCUGGAGGAGAAUCCUAGCGGGUUGAAGGACAAUGAGGAGCUCAUCCGCUUCCUCAACUAUCACGUGGGAGUACCUCUCAUCAAGACAUGCGAUCUCAACGACGACAUGAUCCGCACCAAGACCGGGGAGGAUCUCCGAGUGAAUCUCUACGCCACGCACCCAGUCUUCUCGAAUGUGAUGAACCGCGCCACUGUGAACUGCGCUCGUCUGAUUCACUUCGAUGACGAGAGUUGUGGUGCAGUGUUGCAUCAAGUGGACAAGGUUCUGGAGCCGCCCACGAAGAGUCUCCUGGAGAUUCUGGACUCUACCGAGAAGUACAGCAUGUGGCGGGAUUUCGUGCGCUCCACGAAUUUGACGAGCCUCCUUGAGGACACGGAGCACGACUACACGAUCAUGGUUCCCACGAAUGAGGUGUUCAGGGAGCUGCGCGAGUGGUACGAGGAGAAAAUGAGCAAGCCCGAGGAGGCGGAGAUGAUCGUGAAGAACCACAUGCUUACAGAUGUGCUCUGCUGCGCCGGAAUCGUCCCAUCUGACUGGCCGUUCGUGCGCACUAUCGAAGCCCUGAGCGGCCGACCUCUUCGCAUCGACCGCGGUCGCCGGCCGGUUGUGGCGAACGCCGGCGUAACCAAAUGUGAUGUCGUGGCCAAGAACGGCGUCUUGCACGAGAUUAACGAUGUGAUCAUCCCCAAGGAGCGCCAGCGGACGCCCGUGUCGUCCUUCUUCUGGUGAGACGCCGCCCUCCCACCCAUCUAAAUUAUACAGCAGCCGCGCCCCAGCAGCUCAUCUCUUACGUUUAAGCACGCAGAUUUAUGUUUAUUUGAUCUACUAAGUGGAUGGCAAAUAAAUUGUGAGACAAAGA